Molecule: messenger RNA, 1929 nt
Organism: Ogataea philodendri
Lineage: Eukaryota; Fungi; Ascomycota; Pichiomycetes; Pichiales; Pichiaceae
Exons: 2
Coding region: 1-1929 (642 amino acids)
Biological process (GO): silent mating-type cassette heterochromatin formation; regulation of transcription by RNA polymerase II; rDNA heterochromatin formation
Source: RefSeq, a predicted model, not a curated record
AUGUUCUGUGAAACCUGUGCUUAUGUCAGAUUCGUUCAGACAUACACGCAAAGCGUGACACUUAAGGUGUUGUACACGUUUGACAACACCACGCAGUUCCUGGUGCGGUCGAAGCGUCCGCUUUCGUCCAAAAUCAUCCAGCUGCCUCAGAUGCCUCCUCACAAUGGCGCUGUUAUUGGGUGUAUCGACAUCCGCAAAUGUCUGGAGCUUAUUCAGACCAUGUCUCCAGAGUGUUUCCGAGAUCGGCUGGACUAUUCGAUAUAUUCCAAAGACGUUGUCGAACCCGAUGAGCCUUUUGUUGGGUUUGGGCUUUACUCCAAGUUGAUGGACCGCAGGACGCCUGUGAUCAUCACUGGACGUGUUUGCAAAAACUUUGUCAACAUUAUUAACGGUUCUGGAGUUGGGGUUGAUACUUUGGAAGUGAAGCUCCGAUUCAAUGCUGUUUCCAAAAACCCAGUGAUGUACGCCUUUUCCAAGCCGGAUGUUGGCAACAGCAGCAACUCUGACAGCAGCAGUCCGACGUUCUUGGCGAGCGAGCCGUCCGAGCCUGCUCCUGCUCCCGACACGCGAAAACGCGGCUUCAAUUCUCCUGCCAACGGUGCCAACGGCCCGCAACUAGCUACCAGAACACAAUCGCUUCCUUUCAUCAGUCAGAACUCGCUAGCGCACCGCAUCAUGAUGUCCGACCAGGCCAAUAAUUCGCUCGAGUCGCGUGAAGACCAGAUCGCGUCGCGAUUUUCCAAUUACGAGAAGCUCAUGAAGGCCACGGAUCCGCCAACAAAGGCCAAGAAGAACAAGAGCUUCAUUGCGAGCGUGGUCAAGAUCGGCGACGUCAGCACCAACAACCGCGCUAAGAUGGCCAAACAGUCGUCGGUGCAGCGCUGUAUCAACUGCACGUCCACGUCAAAUCCACCAUACAAAUUCCAUAGAGACGGAUUAUUUGAGUUUGGCAACUCCGGCCUGCUGUGCCAGAUCUGCUCGUCGUUGCAGGCCAAGAACGACACAAAGAGCCUCAGAGACCGUGGAGAGCUUGGCUUGAAGGGCCUGGUGGACAGUCCGUACGCGAAAACGUCUCCUGUUCCGGAUAGUUUAACUGUCGCAGCGCGCAAACGACAGAGACUUUAUAAAGCCCGGGCCGAGGAAAACAGUUCGUCGCCGUUGGCAACGUCUGCGAAACGGCAGCGCAAGAUCGACUCCGACAAGUCGUCGCCGCAAAACCCGCUAACAGACCUGGAUCCUUUGUACGAACCGAAGAAGUCUGUUCACGAGUCGAGCGACGAAGAUUCUCCUAUCAACGCCACGAAGCUGAACACGACGCUGAUCCCGCUGGAUGAGGACGACAAGGAGAACGUCUCGCCGCCGCAGAGCGAGAACCAGCCGCAGUCGCUGAUGGUCCACGAUAUCUCGCCGGGGUUGCACCGUCUGAUCGAGUCGUUCAGCAACGUGGAGCAGCCGGGGUCUCCUAGCAAGACGUCGCCGAACGACCAAUGGAUCAACAACCUGUUCACGCAUGACGAGGAGGACGAGCCCGUGGACGGCCAGUUCGAAGAUGACCCGGAAGUGUACAACAUUCUCAAGGGCUCCAAGACCAGCUCUCCGCUUAACUUCAAGUUCGACAAGGCCAAGGAGAAGAUCGACGCCACGCCAAAGGACGCAGACACCGUACAGACGCAGUGCAUCGAUGGGCCGGACAACUUCACUGGAUUAUUCAACCAGAUGCUCACGGAGCAGGCAGAUCAGACAGAUCAGGACACAACCAAGCCCAAGCCACCAAUUGCACAGCUGACAGAUCACAGACAGGGAAUCAUGAUGCCCAGCUCACCGUUUUUCUCUUUGCAUCAUGACGACACGGCCCGCACAGACAAGACCAACUCGUCCUGGAACCAGGGCUCGUCUCCAGCCACAUCUGUGAUAUCUAAUGAAAAAUAA